AUUCCAUGUGUGUUCAUUCACAGGUUUGUCUCUGGUGAGAAUUUACAAUUUAACUAGUCGUGAAAAUAAAGAGACCCAUUAAGGGAGAAAGUGUGUGUUUUAUAAAACAUACUACAGAUAUGGUCCUUUAAAAUGGAUGAAGUAAGAGACUUGUUUUCAGAGGACGAAAACAAGUCAGAAAUCAUAACAAAGAUCGUUGAUAUGUCACGUUUGGAACGAUAUUGCAUAACUUUGCAGUAUUCAGUUGAACGAGCUUAGAAAAGACAGCUAACCUUGUUUGAUCGAUAAAUACAGAAGAAGUGUAGUAGCACAAUAAUAAACCUCUUACAAACAAACCGAAUAAAUCAAUGACAUUUUGACAUUUAGAUAGAUUUAAUUAACGUUAAAUCUAUUGGAUCCACCUCUUCAGUUGCUGUGCUCACUCCCAAUGCAUGGGGGACGGAAUAUUUCAGGCGGACAGAAUUUUCCGGAAACGGAAAUGAGUCUCCUUUGUUUUGAAAGAGGGAAAUUUAAAAGUUAGGAGUGAAGCGUUAGCAACAAACAGAUGAGCAAAAUAAAUGUACAAAAGAAGAGUGAAAUGUGAAUUCAAACUACAAGUAUUCAUCUGAAUGUAAGGUUUGAUACCAUCAUGAGGAAGAAGUCAAGAAGGUUUAAGAAUGUCAACACAUCCAGCUUCCAGGAAGACUGUUGUGUUUUGUGCAGGUGCAGUGAUGAUGACCCGGCCAUGUUUGGGGAAAAGGUCACAGUUAAAGAGCAUAAAUUCUCAGUCCAUUACUUCUGUUUGCUGACAUCUUGUGGAGUUUACCAGCGAGGAGAAGAAAAUGAGGGUGUCUUUGGUUUCCUGCUGGAUGACAUCAAUCAAGAGAUUCGAAGGGCGGCUCGAUUGACAUGUUUUGGUUGUAAGAAGAAGGGAGCAUGCAUUGGCUGCAAUGUCAGGAGCUGCAGGAAGGUGGUCCAUUUCCCCUGUGGGAGGAAACAAAAGUUCAUCACACAGUUCAGCGAAAUGUUUCCGUCUUACUGUCAAGAUCACAGUCCUACUCAGACUCUCUGCGUUGACUCAGACUUCAGUCUGCCUCAGUCCUGCUCCAUCUGUCUAGACUCUAUUGAUCCUGUCUUGUCCUACUCUGUCCUCAAGUGUCCGUCCUGCCAUGCCAGCUGGUUCCACAGAGACUGUGUGCAGCGCCAGGCCCACAGUGCAGGACUCUUCUUCUUCAGAUGUACUCUCUGUAACAACAAGGAAAACUUCCAGAAGGAGAUGCUCAGAAUGGGAGUAUACAUCCCAGAAAGAGAUGCAUCAUGGGAAUUGGAGCCAAAUGCAUAUUCUGAGCUUCUGGAGGUUUAUAAUCGCUGCGACUCUGCCAUCUGCCUCUGCAACAAUGGACGCACACACUCUGUUAAGAAAGGGUGGUUUGAGGUGAUCCGGUGCUGCCUGUGUGGGUCCAGGGGAACUCACAGGAAAUGUUCCAGUCUAAAGUUGGACACCACAGACUGGGCCUGCACUGACUGCAUAAAUGCAACAGAUGGGAAAGCAUCUCUGGUUGCAUCACCUCAGGGCAGCCACAAGAGAAGUUUGUUGUCCAAACGCCAUCUGUCCCCCAUGCCCUCCCCCCUUGACUAUAAGAGACCGUGUACACGCGUAAGAUCUGAGACUCCUGAGAAGCUUCUACAGUCUUUACUUCCUCACUGUUAUGUUGCGAGCACCCAGGUAGAGGUGCAUGGAGACCAGGCUCUAUUAGCUGGUCUAGACCUCGUCAGAAGGGCCAACUUUAACCCAAUGCAUUCGCUGUCUGUCAGGUUCAAAGAUGAGCAGCACACUACCAUUGCUAGCACUCUCUGCGAUGGAGAUACAACCAAAACAUACUUCCUGAAGCUGCUGAUGCAGCAGAUCCAGAACUCUGUGGUGUUUGAGGGUCCUAAUGGAUCCAAAAAUCUGGCACUGGACUCCCAGGCUCUGCGUGAGGAUCUGUACUUUGACAUCGGCUCCCUGUUGGCUCUCUGUCUGGUCUAUGGUGGCCCACCAAUUGGCUUUUUCUCCCACGCGCUCUAUCAGUGUCUCUUUAACUACCCAGCCAACUGCCCCCUCACAAUAAACCACAUGACCCCUGAGACACACUUCACCCGGGAAGUCCAUCGGAUUGCAGCAGCUGAGUCUUUAGAUGAGGUAAAAGAAGUCAUGAAAGGGAGCUGGGAGUACCUGGAGCUGGCUGGCUGCAACAGACCAGUCACCAGCCUGGAGGAGAGAGAUGCUCUGGUGGAAGAUCUGGUCAGCUUCACCAUGAUCACUAGGAUGCAGCUGCCUCUGCAGAGGUUGAGGGAAGGUCUGCACACGUUGGGUGUAUUUGAUCAGGUUCAGCUCUUCCGAUCUGUUUUCGUUGGUGUUUUCUGUGAGGCUACACAGCCGCUCAAAGCUGAAAUGCUCGGCCAGCUCUUCACCAUCAACCUCUCUGAGCAGGAGGAGAAACUGAACAAAGAGACGCCUGUUGUCACCUUCUGGAGACACCUCCUGCUAGAGUGUGAGGUUGGAAGGAGCUCCAUCUCCCUGCAGGACAUCCUUCACUUUGCCACUGGAGCUGACAAGCUUCCAGCUGCUGGACUCUCCCCGCCUCCCUCCAUUUCCUUCCUUCACCAUCCCGCCUCUUCCCAAGUCAGGUUAGAGGAGCAGAAUGAGAAAAAAGUGGAGUGGUGGGUUGAAGCGCUUUUCCCUCAGAGCAAACCAGUGUCAAACAACCUCAUCUUGCCUGUUACUUCCACCUACAAGGCUUUUAAAAGCUCCAUGGAACAGGCCAUCAGCCAUCAUGUGCACCUGCUUCCAUUAGACGCUUAGAUGGAGGCAAGGUGAAGGGUUACGAGUCGUUAACUUUUUUAUGUUAACCAUUGUUAUGGAUUUGAUUUUUUUAAUUUGUUAAAUAUUUUGUAUUGUUCUCUAAAAUCAGACAAUAGAUUUGUUUCCCUUAGUGUGCCAGAGACACUGUAUAUAAUCUUUAGAAGGUGAAAAAAGUAUAAACAUAGGUUCUGAACCUAAGAGAUUAUUUCCAUACUUUAUCAGAAUUUUCUCAUAAACUUAAUUUGACGAGAUUUUAAAUCUGAGCAGGAUAUCUCCAUGUUUUACUUCCAUCGUCUGAGAUCGAAAGAUUUCUGCCACAAUUUCACCAACUUUCAAAGUGCAUGAAGAGGGUCAACGAACUAGUAAGGUGAAAACUUCAGCAACACUUGAAGUACUUGGAACAAACUUUAUUAGCAGACACAUUGGUCUGCUAAUAAAGUUUUUCCAAGUACCUCAAGUGUUGUUGAAGUUUUCUCCUCACCUCCAUCUUCUGUCAGUUUACUUUGUUUCGGUUCAGUUAAGGCUGCACAUUAUCAAGAAUACAUGACAUUGCAAUGUUAUUGUUGUGAUGAAUGUGAUUAAUCCACUCACUAAGAUCUAUAUCAGAGGGAGGCAAAAAGAAAUUUAAAGUGUGGCAUUAGAGUAAUAAUAGCCUACCAAAUAAAGUAUCCAAGCAGCCCUUUGUGAAUGCUAAAUUGCACACUGAUAUUGCUAUAACGAUGCCAUUUCAACAUAUUGUGCAGCUCUAGGUUUGAGACAAAACCUGGAAUUAUGUCUCUUGUACAUCUCUGACAUUCCCAUAGACCCACUAGUUUCAGGGUAAACUAGUGUGUACUGAAGUAAUAGUACGAGUUUAAUCCAAGUCUUGUUAAUUGGCCUCCAACUAGAAAACUGUUUCCUGUCUACUGACAACAUUCAUCUACAAAAGAGCUUUGGUUUUGUUUUAGGUUUUUGUCUAAACUAGACCUGAAUUUGGCAUCUGUCAGGAAACUGUUUUUAAAUGCAUGUCUUUAGAAAAACUUUAUGUUGCUGUAUAUAAGUAAAACAGAUACUGUAGGUAAACUUCAUAAACAGAAGGAUUGUGGAAUUGUUUUUAUAGAACAAUGUUCCCCCAAACGUAAACAGGUUUUGGUCAAAAAUAAGAGGGCUUAUACUUUUGGAUAUGUUGUCAUGGCAUGAUUGACUUAAUCGCUAUCUUCUAAUACUGGCUUUUUUGUUUCAUGUUGCUUUUCUUUUUUCAGUUGUACUACAUGAGCAACAACACUGACCAAAACUGAGAACUAGGUUUUAUCACAAAUUCAACUGUAAAACAUCUGCUCCUCCUUUUGGAUUUUUGCUCUUCCAUCUCUGAAUUUUUUUUUUUUUUUACAGAUUUAUCAGCUGUUGUUUCAGUUUUUAUCAUGCCUUUUUAUGUGUAUCUUUUGUGAUUUGUACAGUGCUGACUUCAUACCUUCCCUUUGAAAUUAGCUGUUAGUUCCGUCAUGUUUAUGUUGUUUGUUCUCAUAAAGUUGGAUUUUGCACUG
This is a messenger RNA of Girardinichthys multiradiatus, 4347 nucleotides long. It is a transcript of the gene g2e3, whose product is annotated as G2/M-phase specific E3 ubiquitin protein ligase. Gene Ontology annotation, cellular component: nucleus. The transcript has 17 exons. The record is from RefSeq and is a predicted model, not a curated record. Bases 629 to 2824 code for a protein of 731 amino acids. Lineage: Eukaryota; Metazoa; Chordata; Actinopteri; Cyprinodontiformes; Goodeidae. Gene Ontology annotation, molecular function: ubiquitin-protein transferase activity.